AUGCCUGCAUGGAGGAUGCUCUCAGAAAUCAAAUCCAACUUAAUUACAAGUUCCUCAGCUGGAAUGAAAGGGGAAGAUUAUGUUGGCAUCAGACUAUGAGAAAAAGGAUUUGGUCCAAGAGGACAAAGGCAGUCCACCUUUCUAGAUGACAUGGUCUAUUAUAACUUAGCCCUCAGUGUUGCUUUGAUGUUUGACUCAGAUGCUCAGACUACACUGACAAGAGAGAAAAUGGAUUUUGCAGCUCACAACCAAUACACAUAUCCCAACCAAGUUGAGAGAGAAGCUAUGAUAUUAUCUUCAUAUGGUGGAAUACUAAUUAACAGCAUUCCUAUAGAAAAGAUCUCUGAGAUUUACAGCAUGAGACCCACAGCAACACACUGGCAGAGCUCUGCAAAAGACCACUGGAUUCAACCUUUCAAGAUCUCCCUGCAUCUGUCUGCCAUGCUGAGUGCCCCUGAAGCUGCAGAGCAUGCCUGGAAGCAAAGCAUCAAGUACCAGACACCAACAGCACAUCAAAAGCAAGGCCCUCAUUCAGCAAGGAGAGCUAAAAAGGACUGCAAGCAACUGGACAGUGUGACCAGAGGAAAGCAACACGGUGACAAACUAGCUACAGAAGCAAAACAAGGAAUCUCUCCAAGGAAGCCUGGAACAAACUCAAAAGUGAGGAAAGCAAAUGCAGCAAAGACACAACAAAGACCUAGACUUCGUGUACUUCACUUAGUUGUAGGUGAGCUAACUGAUGUCUUCUACCUUAGCUUUAUAAUACAUUUGCAACUUGUGUUUUAGUUGGGGUUUUGUUUGUUUUUAAAUCUUCACAGCCAUUCCUUCCUUUCCACCCUCAUAUCUUGCAUCUCAGACAUCCAUUCCUCCUUAAGACAUUAGCCACUUCUCUCCUGCUUCCUCCUGCCAGUAUUUUGGGAGUUUACAUUCUCCCAGUGCAUCCCUACUGCUCCUCAAGGCACUACGCUACUUUUACAGAGACAAUGAGCGGAUGCAGCACUUCAGAAGCAGGGAAUACACACUUUCCCUUUUCCACAGUGCUUUGCAACUCCCAUACAUGAUCCAGGGUUGGGCAGGAUGAUGUGGCCUGCGCCUCUCAGCUCUCUCCUUUAACCAUCCUGCUUUCCUAUUUUGGUAAAGGGCUCAGCUAAAGAAAAAUCAUCUCCCUGCAGUGCCAAGUAGCUCUGAAGUCUAUCUUCCAAUCCCCAUUUUUACAUCUCUAAUGGUUUACCUCGUAUGUCCAUGCUGUGCUGCCUAACAACACUCCCCAUUCCCUAGAUGGGCUGUCACUAAUCACAGCUCAAUAUAUUCACAAAUUACAAAUUAACUGGUGAGUCUCCAUUGAAACAAAUUCAGUAGAACCAUACGCAGCAGCCAGUGACAGGACCUGAGCAAAUUUUAUCCCAACUCAAACAGAAUCAGUCUGACCCCUUAAAAGCCAAAUCAGAGAGAAACUGUAUUUUGAAAUGAGGUCAUUUCAAGAGGGGAGGAGGGGAUAUUGCUGCUGAGCCCAUGAGAGAGCAAUGGUGAGGGGGUGGUUAAGA
This is a messenger RNA of Vidua chalybeata, 1544 nucleotides long. It is a transcript of the gene C7H2orf80, whose product is annotated as chromosome 7 C2orf80 homolog. NCBI's taxonomy places the organism in Eukaryota, Metazoa, Chordata, Aves, Passeriformes, Viduidae. The record is from RefSeq and is a predicted model, not a curated record.